This is a messenger RNA of Oryza sativa Japonica Group (Japanese rice), 1599 nucleotides long. Its product is annotated as S-norcoclaurine synthase 1. NCBI's taxonomy places the organism in Eukaryota, Viridiplantae, Streptophyta, Magnoliopsida, Poales, Poaceae. The record is from RefSeq and is a predicted model, not a curated record.
UAGGGAGUGCAUUUUUAAGACGGAUUCGUCCGACGUUUAUGUGAGGGUGACCAGCUAGCUGAUAGCUGAGUCAAUUUGUGUGACUUAAUUUGCGACCACGUAGCAGUAUAUGUAUAGUAUUAGUAUAGCCCCGAAGUUAGUUGAAGACCUCUUGGAGUAGAGAUCGAGGAAGAAGAAAUAAUCAAUGGAGUGUUGGGAGAAGAAGCCAAGGAAUCUGGGUGGCUCGCUGCCGGUGCCCAACGUGCAAGACCUCGCCGCCCGCCCGGACCACCUCACGCCCACCCUCCUCCGCCGCUAUCUUCGCCCGCACCACCUGUCCCUGCCCGCCGACGACCACCAUGCCAUGGCUAUGAUACCUGUCGUUGACUUUGCCAGGCUCAUCGAUCACCAUGAGGAGGCCGCCAAGCUGAGGCACGCCUGCGAGGAGUGGGGUUUCUUCCAGGUGAUCAACCACGGAAUCGCCGACGAGACGGUGGAGGAGAUGAAGCGCGACGUCAUGGCCUUCUUCAACCUCCCGCUGGCCGACAAGGCGGCGUUCGCGCAGCAGCCGGAAUGGAUCGAGGGCUACGGCCAGGCGUUCGUCACGUCGGAGGACCAGACGCUGGACUGGUCCGACCUCUACUUCCUCACCACGCAGCCGCCCAGCUACCGCGAUCUCCGCUUCUGGCCACCGGAGACAUCCUCCACCUUCCGCCGCUCCAUGGACCGCUACUCCCUCGAGACGCAGCGGGUGGCCACCGAGCUCCUCCGAGCCAUGGCGCGCAACCUGGGCCUGCGCGACGCCGACAAGAUGACAAGGCUCGCCGCGGCGCAGUCCAUGCGGAUGAACUACUACCCGCCAUGCCCGGCCAAGGAGAGGGACAGGGUCCUGGGCGUGUCGCCGCACUCGGACGCCGUGGGGCUGACGCUGCUGCUGCAGGUGAGCCCGGUGAAGGGGCUGCAGAUCAGGAGGGGCGACGACUGGAUCCCCGUCGACCCCAUCCCCGGCGCACUGGUGGCGAACGUCGGCGACGUGGUCGAGAUGGUGACGAACGGCAGGUACAAGAGCAUCGAGCACCGGGUGGUGGUGGACGCGGCGCAGGAGCGGGUGUCCGUGGCGGCGUUCCACAACGCCACGUUCGGGUCGACGUACGGACCACUGGAGGAGAUGGUGGGAGGCGGCGAGGCGCGCUACCGGAGCAUCAGCGUGGAGGACUACGUCAGGCUCGUCGUCUCCAGCAAGCUCCAGGGCAAGAACAUCUUGGACGCUGUCAAGAUUAUUACUACGACUUAAUUUCUCAUCUUAUCAUGCCUGCUGAUUAAUCAAUCAAUCAAUCUCCCUGGUUGGUUGGUUGCUGCCGAGUAAACUAUUCAUGCCACUUCAAUUAUUAGUAGGUAAAAAGGAUCUAUCAUGCAUACUACUUUCCGUUUUUAUUGGAGUAAGGUUUAUAUAGGAGUACCUUUGAAUAAACAAACAAAUCUCGUCUACUUUGAUGUAAAGGUUUGUUGUAUAUGAGGUUUGCUUCAUUGUACGCUACAGUUGCCUGAGUAUACGGCUAAUGUACAUGUGUCUUGCUACAUAAACAAUUAGUAAUUACAAGGUACACAAGCUUUAGCAAA